AUGGCGUCCAAGGAGCUGGUAAACCUAGCCAAGGGGCUGCCCGCGCAGCUGAAGCGCUUCCUCGCCAGGUAUCCGCCCACGUCGAUCCUCCCGCCGACUACCGAAUCCGCCGAAGUCGCGAAGACGUCGUACCAACUCGCGCGCCCCGACCCUUUCAAGUUCUGGAAGCACCCCGUGACGGGCAAAUGGCAUGACCCCGUCUACUCGCUGAGGCGGCAGGCCGAGCUCGUCAAGAUGGCGCGGGAGCACGGUGUUGAGGAGCUUCUUCCCGAGACAGCGAAGGGCACGGAGACGAGGUUGGCCAGGAGGGUGGAGUUCGGUCUUCGCGUCAAGGGUACCGGUGUUGGACAGAGAGUCAAGGGCCAUUCUCACGAGCGACAGAUACUUACCAAGAUGGCAAAGAGGAGAGAAGCCAUGCUGGAGAUGCCCAAGCUUAUACGGGAAUGGAAGCGAGUCGGCAAGAAGAAUUGGAAGAAGUUCCCCAAAUAA
Molecule: messenger RNA, 489 nt
Organism: Scedosporium apiospermum
Lineage: Eukaryota; Fungi; Ascomycota; Sordariomycetes; Microascales; Microascaceae
Exons: 3
Coding region: 1-489 (162 amino acids)
Cellular component (GO): mitochondrial large ribosomal subunit
Molecular function (GO): structural constituent of ribosome
Source: RefSeq, a predicted model, not a curated record